Messenger RNA from Trichoderma reesei QM6a, 738 nucleotides. RefSeq lists its product as uncharacterized. The coding region runs from base 1 to 738 and encodes 245 amino acids. The transcript has a single exon. NCBI's taxonomy places the organism in Eukaryota, Fungi, Ascomycota, Sordariomycetes, Hypocreales, Hypocreaceae. The record is from RefSeq and is a predicted model, not a curated record.
AUGCCGGCUCUCCAAGAUGCCUCUCCCAUCCCGCACAUCCACGCCCUCUGCAUGGACGACAUAUACAGCACCGCCCUCCAGGCAGCAGUCGCCUCGUCGGACCGCCUCUCAUCCAUCUCCAUCACAUACCACAACUGCGCCCUCUCCUUCGUAGAGGCCGAGUUCGACCUCAUCGUCUCCCCCGCCAACUCGUACGGCCGGCUGGACGGCGGCUUCGACGAUGCCAUCUCGCGCUCCUUCUCCCCUCGCGACGACUAUCUCGCCCUCACCAGGGCCGCCCAGGCCAAGUUGUACGAUGAGUGGCGCGGCUUCGCUCCUCCGGGGACCUGCACGCUCCUGCGCAUCCCCGACGACUUCCACGCGCGCUCGAGGAACACCUGGGGCACCAAGUACCUGGCGCUGUGCCCGACCAUGCGCGUCCCGCAGAGCGUCACCUGGGAUCGCGAGGUCGUCUACGAGUGCAUCUGGAGCCUGUUGUGCGCAGUCGACAGACACAACCGCGCAGUCCGCAAUGCGAAGCCGCAACAGCAGCAGCAGCACGAAGAGAUCCGCAGCCUGCUCAUGGUCCCCAUGGCAACAGGCGUGGGCGGCGUGAGUGCGAAGAAGUGGGCGCAUCAGACGGCUCUCGCGCUGGAGCAUUAUCUCGAUGCCGUGACCAAUGAGUCUCGAUGGAGCGCGCUGCAGCCGGAUGACAUUUCAGCGUAUGCCCGCGAGGUCGAACAGACGUGGGAGUUCUGA